Zootermopsis nevadensis is the source of this 4135-nucleotide messenger RNA. Its product is annotated as limbic system-associated membrane protein. The record is from RefSeq and is a predicted model, not a curated record. Lineage: Eukaryota; Metazoa; Arthropoda; Insecta; Blattodea; Termopsidae. Gene Ontology annotation, cellular component: neuron projection membrane. Gene Ontology annotation, biological process: synapse organization.
UAUUACUACUAUCUUUCAAUUCUACAAAGUGUAUAAAUGAAAACAAUUCGGAUUUCUGUACGAAUAUUUCAUCUGUAAAACUGCGUGUUACAAUUAAAUCAUUGUGAAGAUAAUUUAAUUUUGUUUUGCGUUUGUGCACUAAUUUAGAUAAAUUUCAAAUUGAAUUUUAUGAUUUUUGUACGAACGGCUCAUCGCAAUACAAAAUAUAAAAAAUGCUUUGGUAAUUUCUACAUUUUUUAUUUUAUGUUUUCCGAUGUGGAAAAUAUUUAAUUGAAUGACAGAAAAGAUACAUUACGAGUCUUUGUAGUGAAGAUUAACAGCAGGAACAAAGGAUCAUAGUGUCCAAUGGGUAUUAUAAAAUGAUACAUAAAUCAUCAGAAAAUAUGUUCUGUGUUGGCCUUCUUCAGGUUCAAGUCUACAUCAUUCGACUGUUGUUAGGAACGUGAUGUUAACUGUAAUUUUAUUAUGCUGGAAAUAAAACACUCUGAACACAAUUAUUUGAUUUUUUAAUGAGUAUUGAAAAUCGUGUAAAGUGUCAAAUGGGAAAAUAUUCGAGAAUGGUGAGUAGGUGAAUGAAAUGGAAGAACGUGGUAGUGUCCCCUUUGAACCAGCAAGACCGGAAUUCGCAUGCACUGACCGAAAAAGAACCCACGAACGACAUGAGUUAGAAUGGCCAAUAAUAAGACUGCGGUUUGCAGCGGUUACCCCACAAACACGAGUUAGAAGCAUUACCGCUACUCGGGCGUACUGUAGCUUACUGGGCAUGAAUGGAACAGUUGGUUAUAUGGAGUCUUUCGUGCGGACAUGGAGGGAUGUCUUGAACAUAACCAUUAACGCGUUGCAGCAUUAAACUUCAAGUGACAGGAUAUGGAAGGAAGCUGCCAUGACCUAAUUUCAAGAGAAUGCUGGGAUGUGAUGCGGGCUCGCAAGUACACAACGCCAGCCAUUGUGGGUAAAAUCGCUGCUUGAGCCAAAGUCACGAAGGCAGCAGACGCCUCAUACCAGGACGUGCACCGAUAAGCCAAGAUAAAAGGUGUGUUCAUCUUUAAUAACUGCGAUUCUACAACACUGACUGAUUGUUCAAUUUUGGUGUUAUCUGGAUGUUUGGCCGAGCCUCAACCUGAAUAAAUUUGCGGCACGCAGUAAUCGUGCAUAAAAUGGUGCGGGAGUGGUCCAGAAGGACCUAUCGACCGGGAGACACAGGAUAAGAUUCCGGGGCGUCCACACCAUGGACACGACUUGGUGGACUGCGCUGCUAUGGCUACUGUCGGCAGCGCUGGUGGCUGCAGAUAAUGAGACAUCUACUGUAGCAUCUUCCGAAGAAUCAUUGCUACUCUCUGAAGCCACCACGGUUCCGUCUCCUUCUGAAUCCCCUUUUUCGGUGAAGCUGUCGGUCCAGAUAGAGGCAACAACAAUUUUGUCACCGACAACUACGUUUCCUACAACAGCUCUCACUGCAUUGCCGCAUUCAGUCACACCAGAAGUGUCAACGGCCGGCAUGGGUCGUAAUUUCCUACCCUGGUUGCCAUCAGUGCACCACCAUCACCAAGGAACACGAUGGGGCCCCUAUUUCGAAGACGGGGCAGAGCCCCAGAAUAUCACAGCACGGGUUGGAUCCACUGUGCUACUGGACUGCAAGAUCGGUAUGCUUCAAGAUAAAACGGUGACAUGGAUGCAUCGAAAGCAUGACUCCAUACACUUACUAACGGUGGGUCGUCAUGCAUACAGCACGGACCAAAGAAUAACGCUCAGUUUCCGUUACCAUAACAACUGGCGCCUGGAGAUACAGUACGUGACCCGGCGUGACGAGGGUCACUACGAAUGUCAAGUGGCGACACACCCCCCACUGGUCAAGAAAGUGUUCCUCAAGGUCACAGCUCCAGAGGUAGCGAUUAUGGAUGAGAAUAACCACGAGGUAUCUGAGAGAUACUACAAAGCAGGAAGUGCUGUGGAACUUACGUGCCUCGCGACGCAGGUGGAGGAACCAGGCGACUACGUCACCUGGCGUCACGGUGACACCCCCCUCUCCAAGGGAAUAAGUAUAAACGCGAGUCUGGGGACUGGCGUUGUGGUCACCACCCUGACAGUAGACCAUGCCCUGAAGCAGCACUCCGGAAACUACACGUGUGCUGUAGGAAGUCUCGCCUCGGCUACUGUGUCUGUGCACAUACUUAAUGGUGAGCUGCCUGCGGCGGUGCACCACGGCAAUCUGGCCUGUGAGCAGCCCCGCCCAGCGUGGGGUUGGAUGAGUCUGUUCCUGGCACUCCAUAUCGCCUUCUGCAGGUGACAAUAUAGCCAUGUGUAACGCCCGCCGCCACUUCAGUUGCAAUUGAAGCGAUUGUUUCUUAACUUCGUGCGAGAGGGAUAUUCACAAGUAUGCUUCUGGCUGAUGAAAAUAUCGACUCUUAAAUAAACAUAAGAAGAUCUUGAAGCACAGCCUGGCUUCAGUUCAUCCAUCUUUCAGACAGUUGCAUUUAGCCAAACACGUAACAUAUCUCUCCUCUUCGGGGAGUACGAUGUCUCAAAUAUAAGCAGAAGAUACUUGAUUGAGAAAUUAAUUUUUCCUUUAACCAAAUAUAAAAUUUGAAGUGUCUUUAAUCAUUCCAUAUUCAAAUUCUUAUCUUUUUAUAUUUUUGUGAAGAUGUUAACGUCUUACAAGGCACUUGGUAGAUGUAAGUGGUGUGUUCUUAAUGUCACAUAGUUCAGAAUAAUAAUCUGAGGGAUUCAUCUUCUCAAACACAAAAUAGGCCAUACCCAAAGUAUUUAUAAGCGAUAUAUCUCGUCUGUAGUAUGUAAAGGAUUAAAUAAGAUAUGCAACUAAGAUUUUUAUGAAUAAUGAGAGUGAAAUGUUGGACUUAUUUGGGUUCAGAUGAUUAUGUCUUUGAACACGGGACAAAGAACACGCCACUUUCAAUCAUGUGUUGUGUGAUUGUCUUUUCUGUAAACGAUACACUGCAGGAAUACUGCUUUUCACAAAAGAAAUUCCAUGGAAUCCAGAACUCUGACAAGUAAGAGUGCAUUUCGGAUACUGGUUCUGUCUUCAAAUAGCACUAUAAUUGGAUACAGAUUAAGACACAACACAAUUAUCUUUUCAUUCUGGCAAUUAACAAUAUGUAAAGAAUAGUCCCUGGUUUGUAGAUUGUCUGUCAAACAACACAAACAAAAGCAGCCAAUCACCCGUGUGAGAAUCGAGUUUUAUCAAAAUAAACACUGAUGACAGGCAGAGAUACAGUGGAUCUCAACUCCAUUCUCUAACUGGUGAUCGGCCGAGAAGACUUGAUUGAAAACCUACUUGAAUUCGUAACUUCUUGUAAGUAUAAUUCUGUAAUUUAUUAAUUAAUUUUAUAAUUGCAAUUUAAUGUUUAUUUUCUUUUAGUGUCAUUUUGCCUUACUCCCUUACAUUAACCUAUUCUGUGUGUGUAAAAGCUCUGAAAAGAGGACUCUGAAAGUACUUAUUCAUUACAUUCUUAUAUAAUAUCUGAUGACGUCUAAAUCAAGUGACAGAACAUUUUGCGAGAUAUGUUCUUUUUUGAUUAAAAGUGUUUGUGAACCUCUUUGUCGUGUAUUACUGGCUCACGUGUUUACUACGAAAGAUUACCAACCACACGAAAUCAAAUUAUAUUUUUAUAAUACAAACAUUCUAACUAUAUCAUUUCAGUGUUUCUUGUAAAGACAACAGUGAAUUGGUGACUUCAAUUAUGCAAUAUAAUAUAAUGUAAAUCAUUGUUAAUAUUAAAGUGAUAUGAAGAAUAUAUGAAGAUGAAUGUGGAGUGGCAUCAAAACAAACUUUGUAUAUUCUUAAUUAUUCUAGGUUCUGUUGAGCCUGAAAGAAAUAAACCACUUUGGAGACCCAGAUUCGGAUGAGAUGAUACUAUUAAAAUUGAUAAUAAAAAUAGAUGGUCUCACGGUGUGAACUGAACUCACUUGCCUAAGAAUGGUUAACUUUGCUGGUUCUUGUGAACACGGUAAUGAAUCUAGGAAUUCAAUAAGAUGCUGGAGCAUUUUUACCAGCUGAGCUAACUAUUCGGCACUCUACAUAUUUAGCACCAGACUUUAGGAAAUGUUGUUAGAAUUAAUUAUUAAUUACGUAUUUUAUGUAUUCUAGUAUGCCUAUAAAGUAGACAGUCAAUUCUAA